AUGUCUGCAGACCCUACGAUCGAAAAAACUGCCAUCCUGGCCAAGUACCUCGACCUAGACCAACGCGGCGCCGUGAUCGCCGAGUACGUGUGGAUCGACGGCACCGGCAACGUGCGUUCCAAGGGCCGCACCCUGAGGAAACCCGUGACCAGCGUCGACGAGCUGCCAGAGUGGAACUUCGACGGCUCCUCCACCGGCCAGGCCCCAGGCCACGACUCCGACGUGUACCUCAAACCCGUCGCCUACUACCCAGACCCCUUCCGUCGCGGCGACAACGUAAUCGUGCUUGCAGAGUGCUGGAACAACGACGGCACUCCCAACAAAUUCAACCACCGUCACGAGGCCGCCAAGCUCUUCGAGGCCCACAGCGCCGCCGACAUCUGGUUCGGUCUGGAACAAGAAUACACCCUCUUCGACACCUCCGACAAAGUGUACGGCUGGCCCCAAAACGGGUUCCCAGCUCCCCAGGGCCCAUACUACUGCGGUGUCGGUGCUGGCAAAGUGUACGCCCGUGACGUCAUCGAGGCCCACUACCGUGCCUGUCUAUACGCCGGCAUCAAGAUCGCCGGUAUCAACGCCGAGGUCAUGCCCUCGCAAUGGGAAUUCCAAGUCGGCCCUUGCACCGGCAUCGAGAUGGGUGACCAGCUGUGGAUGGCCCGUUACCUCAUGUCCCGGGUCUCGGAAGAGUUUGGCGUCAAGAUCUCGUUGCACCCUAAGCCUUUGGCUGGUGACUGGAACGGUGCUGGCUGCCACACCAACGUCUCGACCAAGGAGAUGCGUGUCCCAGGCGGCAUGAAGUACAUCGAAGAAGCCAUCGAAAAGCUCAGCAAAAGACACGCCGAGCACAUCAAGCUAUACGGUGCCGACAACGACAUGCGUCUAACGGGUCGCCACGAAACUGCGUCCGUGACCAGCUUCUCGUCUGGUGUUGCCAACCGUGGUGCCUCGAUCAGAAUCCCAAGAUCUGUUGCCAAGGAGGGCUACGGCUACUUCGAGGACAGAAGACCAGCCUCCAACAUCGACCCUUACUUGGUCACUGGUAUCAUCUGCGAGACUGUUUGCGGUGCCAUUGACAACGCCGACAUGACCAAGGAGUACGAAAGAGAAAGUGCGUAA
Molecule: messenger RNA, 1116 nt
Organism: Lachancea meyersii CBS 8951
Lineage: Eukaryota; Fungi; Ascomycota; Saccharomycetes; Saccharomycetales; Saccharomycetaceae
Source: the annotation of a GenBank genome assembly